This is a messenger RNA of Penicillium longicatenatum, 1560 nucleotides long. Its product is annotated as DnaJ family domain-containing protein. NCBI's taxonomy places the organism in Eukaryota, Fungi, Ascomycota, Eurotiomycetes, Eurotiales, Aspergillaceae. Bases 1 to 1560 code for a protein of 519 amino acids. The transcript is spliced from 2 exons. The record is from RefSeq and is a predicted model, not a curated record.
AUGCCCGGAAAGCAUAUCUUGAGAUCCCAACUCGGAUCGACGCUAUGUGCAUCGCGAAUCACGGUAACUCCCGCAUCCAAACGGUUUCCGGCGCAGCUAUGUAGACACACCACCUCUUCUGCCUCAACGAAAACGAAAAGCCACGAUGAUACAGGGGAUAAAGAUGAAGACAAGGAGGAGGGUGCUAUGGCACGUCGCUUGUCCCAGAUGGCAGAGGAUGCUCUGCUCGAAGGCGGGAGCUCAGCACGCCGCAACAUUGAGCAGGCGGGAUUCUCAGAGGACCUAAAGCAACAAUUGGAAGAGCGAGUGAAGGCGGCAUCUUUCAGAAGCGAAAAUCCCAUUGCCCACUCCAUCCUUGACAUGCCCGCUAGCGCAGGCCAAGGCACACGAGAGACUGCAGCAGCGCCUGCAUGGACAGGAAUUGAAAGUUUAGAAGACUCAGCACUUAGAAUGCUGGAUGACGCCAGCAAACCGAUACGAACCCCCUACCAAAUCCCCCGACCGAUCAAUCUUCAGCCUGCCCCGAAGCCGAAGCUCUCUCCCGGGGUCCGUAUCGCCAGGGCGAAGGAACGGACGUCCAACUAUGCAUUGAGUAAAGGCCCCGGCUUAACAGAAGAAGAACGCGAAGGCAUCCGCAAUGAGAUGCGCGAAAAUUUAAUGCCCGGCGCGAUGUCCAUGCCCAUAUCUGUCCAGGGCCUUUCUUCACUGGCGAACGAACGGAUAGAAGAUGCAAUACGGCGAGGGCAGUUUGAAAAGAUCCGUCGUGGGAAAGGCGUCAAUACCGAGACGGAUCAUAAUGCUAAUAGUGCUUUCAUCGACACCACGGAAUAUUUCAUGAACAAGAUUAUUCAGAAGCAAGAAAUUGUUCCACCGUGGAUCGAAAAGCAGCAGGAACUUGCUAUGGAAAUAAGCCGCUUCCGGCAGCGUCUACGGACCGAGUGGAGGAGACACGCCUCCAGACUCAUUGCUAGCCAGGGCGGGUCCUUGGAAGCCCAGAUGCAGCGAGCAAGAGCUUACGCUGCUGCCGAGGUGCGUUUAUCAGAAAAGGCGAAGCUGGAAGCCGCACUUCAAGACAGCAGUGCCACAAGCUCAGAUGAGACUGUGGUAUCGGAAAUAACAAACGAUGGCCGCAUUGUUUCGAAGGUUGAUGCUGAAUCUAAACCGAGCAACAAGAAAGAGGAACUUCCUCAUGUGCCUCCGUUGCGAGACCCACAAUACAUGGACAACGAAAGAUCUUACCAUGAGCUCGCUGUCAAACAGCUGAACAAUAUCACACGCUCCUACAAUCUUCAAGCUCCUCGCUCUGCUCAAAAGCCGUAUACAAAUCUCGACCGCGAGUUGAAAUCUUGUUUUGCGGAUGUCGCACCUCAACUGGCCGAAGAGAUUAGACGACGAGCAACAGAGCGAGCUCGUGCGCCAAGCUCGCCCGUUAGGGCCUCAGUCAGCGCAUUCGGGUCGCUUGGCCCUGGGCCUUCGGUGCGCGUGUAUGAAGAAGACAAAAAUAAAGCUUACGGCUGGAAGGAAAUGUGGCGGGAUCUCUUUUCUAAAGAGGAAAAGUGA